GCAAACUCUCCCGGAAACUACGUCUUAAGUCAACAAAAAAAUCGUACUUGGCAAAUAUGACGCAAAACCGGCAGCUUGCGCUAUCAAAUGUGUAAACAAAAAUUUAUAAAUUACGUAUGUAAUCAGCGUAGACAGCGUAUAUAAUGGAAUAUGGAGCACUUCCGUUGCGCCGUGGCCGAAUCCAUCGGCUAUUCAUUACCGCAUCGGUCAAGGAUUCACUUAUAUGGAGGUUGCCAACAUUCAGACAGCUAUGCAGCAGAUUUCGCAAGAUAUGAACAACUGCAUCCGGUUUACGCCAUAUGUCGAUGAUGCCCAUAGAGGUCAUGAUUUUAUACAGAUCUCGAAGAAUAUGUUCGAUUCCUCUAUCAUCAAUCCUCCCACCCCAACCCAAACCUGCUUCUCGUUUCCCGGGCGAGUAACCAUGCAAUACGGAAAAGGCCAAGCGCUGUAUAUGGCGUCCGGUGUUGAUGGGUGUCUCCACAGCGUUCGAGAAAUCAUGCGUUAUUUAGUUCGCGCGCUCGGACUUGAGGAUGAAAUGAACCGACCAGACCGCCAUUAUUACAUCAACGUUGUAUCGGAUAACCAGUUAAAGCCACAUCUGCAAAAUCUGGGCCUGCUUCAACGGCUAUACAGUGCACGCCUCUUGACCGGAAGUUUUGACUACAAAAGUAUCACUCUGCCAUCGGUAACGCAGUACACUGCUGCCGGCCAUCUGUACGCAGCUGUGCAUGGCGCAGCACCCCCCAGUACAGGGAACACGGCCUUCGGAGGGUUGAGCCGUCUUAGCCAGGGUGACUGCUUGGGACUCCGACUGCUGUACCCUUCCACCUGCCUCAUCCCUACGGUCACCUGCCCAGAUCUGUAUGCAAACACAAGUACCGUUACUGCAGUCAUAACGGUUCCAAUGAUACCGGGAGGUCCAAUAGAACCGCCAUCGGGUAGCGGAUCGUAUUUUAAAUAAAUAAUCGGUUUUCGACUGGAUUCUUCAUGCUGCUUUUCCAUACAUAACGGGCAGCUAAUAAAGAAUGCAAAUAAAUAUACUUUGGGGAUUUUAUUGGCAGGCGCUUUCUCCCUCGUAACUGUAAGCAUAUGCACAGGUGUCUGGACAUUUCUGCGAUUUUUUAUUUCAUCCCCUUAUCGUCACUGAAUGAGCAAAAAUUUAUGUCAGUUCUUUGUAUUAUGUAAAGAUCCCGACCGCUUGUUAAAAGGAUCCCAUUGUUUGUUUGGUCUCGUAGCCGCAACCAUACUUCUAUACAGCAUCGAUUAUGCUGUAAAUAUUAUUUUAU
Messenger RNA from Paramacrobiotus metropolitanus, 1286 nucleotides. RefSeq lists its product as uncharacterized. The coding region runs from base 224 to 961 and encodes 245 amino acids. The record is from RefSeq and is a predicted model, not a curated record. Gene Ontology annotation, biological process: proteolysis. NCBI's taxonomy places the organism in Eukaryota, Metazoa, Tardigrada, Eutardigrada, Parachela, Macrobiotidae. The transcript is spliced from 8 exons. Gene Ontology annotation, molecular function: metalloendopeptidase activity.